AUGUUCAUUGGCUUUCAGAACGAAGCACGAAAAGCCAACCAUGUACAAGUUGUGGAAGAGGAUAGACGCAAGAAGUUGCCCGCCAACUGGGAGGCUCGCCAAGCCAGGCUAAAAUAUGAAGAAGAAGAGGAACAGUUCAAAGCCAAAUGUCAGGCCGAGGGUCUAGACGCAGAGAGAGCAAAAGCGAUGACCACAAGUGCUGAGCUAGUUGAUCGUCUUGAACAACGUAAGCGUCGUAAAAAACCCUUUGGCGAGGAGCCGGUUGGAUUUUCUAGUUACUCCGACGCUUCUCAUCGGAAGUAUCUGAAGCAGGCCAAGCAGCUGAAACCCGACAUGAAGGCUUAUGAGAAGCAAAAGGAGACUCUGUAA
Molecule: messenger RNA, 369 nt
Organism: Dibothriocephalus latus
Lineage: Eukaryota; Metazoa; Platyhelminthes; Cestoda; Diphyllobothriidea; Diphyllobothriidae
Source: the annotation of a GenBank genome assembly